UUUCGCGACUCCUGUGGUCUCAUAAAAAAACGAUAAUUUAUUCACGCUCCAGUUUUCCUUUCUUUGGAAUCCGAGAGCAGAGACUUCCCGUACGAGCAGCCACCGCUCGCCGCCUCCUGCCCGCCGCUGUGUAACAUACGCACGUACGCAUAACUUGUAUCUCUCCAUACUGUCCAUCGCCAACAAAGAAGAAGCAUUUGUUAGUACUUGUGGAGCAGCAGUUCGAUUUCGCUUCAUUUGAUUCAUUCUUCAAUUUAAGGUGCAGUGAGUAAACCAAGAGGUAACCUUUACGUGUAUUGAGCUUAAGUUGAUUAAUAUUGUGAAAAUGGCCACUUCAGAAGUAAUUCUACAAGUUCUAUCAGGGGCCGUGCCUCGACUAUUUUACUCUGAGCCAUGUUCUAAGAAUUCAAACUCACGGCUUUCUCUUAAGUACCGUGUAAGUAGGAGGCGGAAAAAAGGUUCACAGUUAAUGCAAAGGGUGGAUUUUUCAAGAUCAUCAAGAAAUUGCAUGAGAGUCUAUGCCCUUGAUGGCUUACAUGGAUUUUCACAUGGAAAUGCUCUAAAUGUCCAUUUGGGGUCGGGGAGUUGCAAAUGUCAACACGCUGAAAGUGUGAGUGCAGUAACUGGAGAGGAUGAACAUGGUGGUUGCGGUAGUAAUAGUUGGAACAGUCAGAAGGUAGAGGUGGCUCAACAAAUGAAUAAUGAGAAUGGGAGUGUAGCAUCUAUUGAAAGGUUGAAUAAUGAGAAUGGGAGUGUAGCUUCUAUGGAAAAGUUGAAUAAUGAGAAUGGGAGUGUAGCAUCUAUGGAAAAGUUAGCAAGUACGAGGACAAUUAACAGUACGCCAAACAGGGUUAGUGCAGAUUCCACUGACGAUGAAGCAUGGAAUCUAUUGCGGGAAUCGUUAGUAUAUUAUUGUGGCAACCCCAUUGGAACUAUUGCUGCUAAUGAUCCAACAGACACCAGUAUUCUUAACUACGAUCAAGUCUUUAUCCGUGACUUCAUACCUUCUGGGAUUGCUUUUUUAUUGAAGGGAGAGUAUGAUAUUGUGAGAAAUUUCAUCCUUUACACCCUCCAACUGCAGAGCUGGGAGAAAACGAUGGACUGCUAUAGUCCUGGUCAAGGAUUAAUGCCUGCAAGUUUCAAGGUGCGCACUGUUCCACUCGACGGUGAUGAUUCUGCUUAUGAAGAAGUUCUGGAUCCUGACUUUGGUGAGGCAGCAAUUGGUCGCGUUGCCCCAGUUGAUUCUGGUUUGUGGUGGAUUAUCUUGUUGCGAGCAUAUGGGAAAUGCUCUGGAGACCUUUCAGUUCAGGAGAGGGUUGAUGUGCAAACUGGAAUUAAAAUGAUUUUAAAGCUAUGUCUUGCUGAUGGUUUUGAUAUGUUCCCGACAUUGUUAGUGACAGAUGGUUCUUGCAUGAUUGAUCGUCGCAUGGGAAUUCAUGGCCAUCCUUUGGAAAUUCAGGCAUUGUUUUACUCAGCGUUACUUUGUGCUCGCGAGAUGCUUGCUCCUGAGGAAUCUGCCGAUCUUAUGAGGGCGCUUAACAACCGUCUAAUUGCAUUAUCAUUUCACAUCAGAGAAUAUUACUGGACUGAUAUGAGUAAAAUUAAUGAAAUAUACCGGUACAAGACAGAGGAAUACUCUUAUGAUGCAGUGAACAAGUUCAACAUCUACCCAGAUCAGAUUCCUCCGUGGUUAGGCGAAUGGAUGCCUAACAAGGGAGGCUAUUUGAUUGGAAACCUGCAGCCAGCUCACAUGGACUUUCGGUUCUUUUCUCUAGGAAAUUUAUGGUCUAUUGUAAGCAGUCUGGCAACUAUUGAUCAGUCGCAUGCCAUAUUGGAUCUUAUUGAAGCAAAAUGGGCAGAUUUAGUAGCUGAUAUGCCAUUGAAGAUAUGUUAUCCUGCCCUUGAAGGCGAGGAGUGGAGAAUUAUUACAGGAAGUGAUCCCAAAAACACGCCUUGGUCUUACCACAAUGGAGGUUCCUGGCCAACAUUGUUGUGGCAGGGGCGGAGCUUAAAGGAGGUGGAGUGGCAGAUGCCACCUCCAGUUUCAAAACAACUCACCGUGGCAUGCAUAAAGAUGAAUAGACCAUGGAUUGCUGAAAAUGCAGUCAAGAUUGCUGAGAGACGCAUAUCUAGAGACAAGUGGCCUGAGUAUUACGAUUCCAAGCGAGCAAGAUUCAUUGGAAAACAGGCACACCUCUAUCAGACCUGGUCGAUUGCAGGGUACCUUGUGUCGAAGCUUCUCCUUGCCAAUCCAGAUGCAGCAAAAAUUCUAGUGAACGUAGAGGAUUCUGAGCUUGCGAAUGCCUUUUCUUGCAUGCUCAGUGCCAACCCGAGGAGGAAUCGUGUACGGAAAGGACCAAAACAGAGCUUCAUAGUGUGAAAACUAAUCUUCCAAUCACCAUUCCAGUCUCAAGAAUUACUUGCACUCUGUGGAAAAUGAAUGUAACUUGACGUAAAUCCAGUAUUACUGUAGUCUCCGCAUUUGGAGACUAUUUAUCCAGUGCACAUAUUUGUAUAGUGAUGAAUGGGAGAUGAACUGGGCAAAGUUUUUCGUGUAAACUUAAAAAUGCCCUUGAAGUAGAGAUCUAAACCAUCAAAAGCACGAGUUUUCGUCUGUGCUAGUGGCCUUUGUGGUCUUGUUUUCAUCUUGAUUUAUACUACUCCUACCCUUGUGUUAAGAAAA
Rhododendron vialii is the source of this 2683-nucleotide messenger RNA. Its product is annotated as alkaline/neutral invertase E, chloroplastic. Gene Ontology annotation, cellular component: chloroplast. NCBI's taxonomy places the organism in Eukaryota, Viridiplantae, Streptophyta, Magnoliopsida, Ericales, Ericaceae. The record is from RefSeq and is a predicted model, not a curated record. The coding region runs from base 326 to 2380 and encodes 684 amino acids. Gene Ontology annotation, biological process: sucrose catabolic process. Gene Ontology annotation, molecular function: endo-alpha-N-acetylgalactosaminidase activity; sucrose alpha-glucosidase activity. The transcript has 8 exons.